CAUGGGUGGUCGGAGGGUGUGCAAAGUGGCCAACCGCACAAAGCCCUUAAAAAUUUAGGGCAUCAUAUUUUUAAAUUUGUUAAUAAUUUCAAAGUAAAAGUAUUCUAAAAAUGUAAAAUAGGACACAAAAUGUAAAUUUUGGACCGGGUCAAUUUUAUUUUUUGAUUUCUCGGGACCGGCCCUGCUAUGAACAUUGUUCUUUUUUCUUCAAUGAAUAAAAAAGACUUUGAACAUAGUGAACAAUGUCCAUCCGACAGAGGGAAUUAUUAGAUAAGAUCGAGGACAUUGAGAUUGUGACUAUAACAGAUGCAAUGGAUAGUGGAAAAUAUUUUACCGACGAAGCAGGAGCGAUCGACUACCGGAAGACCAGUCCUCCCAGAGCUCCUUCUUGGUCUUCCUCGUUCUUCCUCUAUAGCAACCCCUACUUCGCCAUCCUCCAUCGAGUGCAUCCGUAAAAGAUCCAACUUGGCAAAGAGCACCUCCCUCGUCUUCUUCGAUCGGUUGCACCCAUCUGGCCACUGUAAAACAACAAAUUUAAGAGAAUGACCGAAGUCAAUAUUGGUGAUGGAAAAGAUGGAAUCAUCACAUGUCACUAGAAUUUUUUAUUCUGAAAUUUUGAAGGAUGUAAUGAAAGUAUACAAAGUUU
Cuscuta campestris is the source of this 646-nucleotide messenger RNA. The record is from the annotation of a GenBank genome assembly. Lineage: Eukaryota; Viridiplantae; Streptophyta; Magnoliopsida; Solanales; Convolvulaceae.